Messenger RNA from Bombus terrestris (buff-tailed bumblebee), 1721 nucleotides. Its product is annotated as circadian clock-controlled protein daywake. The record is from RefSeq and is a predicted model, not a curated record. The transcript is spliced from 3 exons. NCBI's taxonomy places the organism in Eukaryota, Metazoa, Arthropoda, Insecta, Hymenoptera, Apidae. Bases 188 to 928 code for a protein of 246 amino acids.
UCCGCGUUAUUCACUUGUAGACCGACGAUCUGAUCAUUCGUGGGUGACUAAACAGCCCUGCUCUUUCGUUCGCGAUCGUUCUCAUUCGAGAUUCUCUGUUACAACGAUCAAGAUAUACUUUUAUAUUUAUUUUAACUUUUUAACAAAAUUUUCUUCGACCCAAAAAAUUAAUCUUUAAGAAGAGGAAAUGAAGACAAUCGUACUAGCCGGAUUGAUCGUGGCGAUUUUUUGCGCUACUUUCGCGCGCGAACUACCCGAUUUUAUUCAUGUUUGCAAGAAGAACGAUCCGAACUUGGCCGAUUGCAUAAAGGCAAGUGUGAAUAACCUUAAACCCAAAUUAAAAACUGGAAUACCAGAUUAUAAAAUACCAUCUUUGGAACCAUUGGAAUUGAAAGAAUUGGUAGCCACGACAGGAGGAAACAUCAAAUUGAUGCUGAAGAAUGUCAUCGUUCAUGGCGCCAGUAACUUCACGUUAUUGAGGAUGAAAGCCAAUUUGGAUACCCUAAACUUCGUGGCCGAGCUAGACCUUCCAAAUCUUCUUAUCGAAGGAAAUUACGACGUGGAUGGACGAAUAAUCCUUCUUCAGAUUCGAGGAAGCGGGCCGAUGACUGGCGACUUUACAAAUUGCAAGGCGUUGGUGAAAAUGCAGAUGCAGAUGUCAAAGAGAAACGACGGUGAAAAUUAUCUGAAACUGACCGAUCUUAAAACCAAAAUCUCGGUAGGAGGUGGUAAACUGAAUCUGCAAAAUCUGUUCGGCGGUGAUCCAGUUCUUGGCGAAGCUGUCAACACUGCCAUCAACAGCAACUUCGACUCCUUUCUCAAAGAAAUAAAGCCAUCUAUCGAGAGCGCAAUCUCCAACACGUUCACAGAGAUCGCAAACGGUAUCCUGCAAGAGUUUACUUACGAGAUACUUUUCCCAGAAUCGUAAGAACGUACCAAAAAAUAUCGUAAAUCAAUGAUCGAGCACCGACGACAGUCGGAUGAUCUAUGUCAUUUUUAAAGAGAUUCAUCGAAGUAUGUUAAUAAACGACGAAGAAGAUUUCUUAGUAUUCUUAAAUCUGGAAUUAUGAUUUUGCUCUCGUAUUAUGUUGGCGAGAUUGCAGGAGAUUAUUGUACUUAUUUGUUUGAAAGAUGGAAAAAUGCGAGUGUCGGGUACAUUACGGAUUUUUAUGCAUUUUAUGGGAAAUUGAAAAAUAUAAAAAUAUGCAUAGAAUACAUGUAAUACGGCAAAUAUAUGAAAUAUCCAAAUAGUAUAUGUAUAUAAGUAGUUUAUAACGCAUGGAUGGAACAAAUUUCUGCAAAAAUUCUAUUUUUUUUUCUUUUUUUUCUUUUUUUUUUUUUAGUGUAAAUGUAGUGUAAUAAUCGCGUUAAUAUGUUAGUUUCUUUCGUUGAGUUUUCUAUCUUCCGUUUGCAAUUAUUAUUGCGUUACAGAUACAUUUGUAAUAUUGUAAUUCUUCAGUUGCCAUCUUCCAUGUUUUGUGAUCAUUACAAUACUUUGCGAUGAAUUGUGAGAAAGAAAAUAGUUAUCUGUAUAAUGCUUAAGGGGGCAAUGCGUGAGUCAAAUAAAGAAAUUAAUUUUACAUUACAUUUACAGUUACAUUAGUUUUUGGUUAAUUGCGUAGAAUGAUACUAAUACAUGAUAUUGGUAAGACAAUAAACAAAAGUAUAAUUCUAAAAGAUUUUAUACAAUUUAUUAUCACAAUAAACCAUUGUAUCAAGUA